This is a messenger RNA of Perognathus longimembris pacificus (Pacific pocket mouse), 5615 nucleotides long. It is a transcript of the gene Slmap, whose product is annotated as sarcolemma associated protein. Gene Ontology annotation, molecular function: protein binding. Bases 1224 to 3755 code for a protein of 843 amino acids. Gene Ontology annotation, biological process: regulation of voltage-gated sodium channel activity; single fertilization; protein localization to plasma membrane. The transcript is spliced from 25 exons. Gene Ontology annotation, cellular component: acrosomal membrane. The record is from RefSeq and is a predicted model, not a curated record. NCBI's taxonomy places the organism in Eukaryota, Metazoa, Chordata, Mammalia, Rodentia, Heteromyidae.
AUGGCUUCCGUGGCGUCACUCACAUGUCAUCCCCGGACUACGGCACGGGAGAGGGGGUAGGAGGGCCCUUGAAAAGGGUGCGCGUUCCCGUGGCGGUGCACCGGGUAGGUUUCAGUCAGAGUCACUAUGGCGGCCGGCGCUGGCAAGGUCGGAAAGUUUCCUGCCUCGCCGGGCACAGCCUGAGCUCGCCGCGCUGGCCGCGAGUGGCGGAGGCUGCGGCGGACACCACCCGGGGCCUCCAGGCCUCUCCCUCCCUCGCCCUCCGGGCCGGCUCCUCCCCCACCUCCCCGUCCUCCGGGAGCCGCGGCUCGUCGACCCUGAGAUGCGACCCUCCCGGGGCCGGCGCUGAGGGGAGGCGGCCCGCGUGCUGAGCCGCGGAGCCCCGGCGUCCGGGAGCCAACUUCCCGCCGGCCCGGCUGCAGCCGCGCCUCGCUCGGUCCUCACCGGCUCGUCCAGCUGGGUCCCCACCCUGGUCGCGGGGACACCCACCAGGUGCCCGGGAGUCGUCGCCCGCCCGCGCCGCUGCCGACCCCCACGCCUUCGUGCCGGGCCGGGGAUCCGCGGUUCACUCCGGGGCGGCCUCCGCGCUGCGGGGCCAUGCAGACUGCCCCGCGGGCCCCUUAGGUUCCCUCCACGGCCUGACGCCUCUCCGCCCCCCAUCCCCGGGGACCCUCGAGGAUCGGCGGUGGCUGCCCGGAGGCGCGCGGCGACCCCCAUCCUCGGGCCCCCGAAGGACCCUGCCGGCCGCACCGAGCCGACCACCCUCUUCAUGCUGCAGUACUGCGACGUUUCCGCCACCCAGGGGGAGAAGCGGCCUGGAGCUCCUGCAAAACCCGAGAGUCGGGGUGUGACUCAUCUGCCCGGAUCCCUCCAGUCCUCAAACUGUCUUCCAGGAGUUUUGGUGGCCCGAGCCGCCCCAUGUGUGAGCCUUUUCUUCCCGGGGAAGAUGGACUGAAAGCUGCCACUUGGGGACUUUUGGGGGCCAGGGUGCUGCUGCUGCUGCCGUCGCCGUGUUUGAGAGGUGGUGAUGGGGCUUGCGCUGGCUUGUCUUCCCACCCAAGUGAAGAGUUGUUGAUGUUCACUGGUGAUGCGUAGACAAUGUACAGUUUGUUUUAAUUUCAAAUUCUGGGGGGGCUUAGGGGUCUAGGCUUGGGAAGAGCAAUCCGAACCUGGAGGAACUCCUCAUUGUACCUGGUAGGAGAGACACCCCCAGUCUGUCCUCGAUGCCGUCAGCCUUGGCCAUCUUUACUUGCCGCCCGAACUCGCACCCGUUUCAGGAGCGCCAUGUCUACCUGGACGAGCCCAUCAAAAUUGGUCGCUCGGUGGCACGUUGUCGACCGGCGCAGAAUAAUGCCACCUUCGAUUGCAAAGUGCUGUCAAGGAACCACGCUCUCGUCUGGUUUGAUCACAAGACCAACAAGUUUUAUCUCCAAGACACUAAAAGUAGUAAUGGUACUUUUAUAAAUAGCCAGAGAUUGAGUCGAGGCUCUGAAGAAAGUCCACCAUGUGAAAUUCUUUCCGGUGACAUUAUCCAGUUUGGGGUAGAUGUGACAGAAAACACACGGAAAGUUACUCAUGGGUGUAUUGUUUCCACGAUAAAACUUUUUCUACCAGAUGGUAUGGAAGCCCGGCUCCGCUCAGACGUCAUCCAUGCCCCAUUACCAAGUCCUGUUGACAAAGUUGCUGCUAACACUCCCAGUAUGUACUCUCAGGAACUAUUCCAACUUUCUCAGUAUCUACAGGAGGCCUUACAUCGGGAACAGAUGUUGGAACAGAAGUUAGCCACGCUUCAGCGGCUACUAGCCAUCACCCAAGAGGCUUCAGAUACCAGUUGGCAGGCUUUAAUAGAUGAAGAUAGACUCUUAUCACGGUUAGAAGUUAUGGGAAACCAAUUACAGGCAUGCUCCAAAAAUCAAACAGAAGAUAGUUUACGGAAGGAACUUAUAGCAUUACAAGAAGAUAAACACAACUAUGAGACAACAGCCAAAGAGUCCCUGAGGCGGGUUCUUCAGGAGAAAAUUGAAGUCGUUAGAAAACUUUCAGAAGUUGAGCGAAGUCUGAGUAAUACUGAAGAUGAAUGUACCCACCUAAAAGAAAUGAAUGAACGGACUCAGGAAGAAUUAAGAGAAUUAGCCAAUAAAUAUAAUGGAGCAGUUAAUGAGAUUAAAGAUUUAUCUGAUAAAUUAAAGGUGGCAGAAGGAAAACAAGAAGAAAUCCAACAGAAAGGACAAGCUGAGAAGAAAGAACUGCAACAUAAAAUAGAUGAAAUGGAAGAAAAAGAACAGGAGCUCCAGGCCAAAAUAGAAGCUUUGCAAGCUGAUAAUGAUUUCACCAAUGAAAGGCUCACAGCUUUACAAGUACGGUUAGAGCAUCUUCAGGAGAAAACUCUUAAAGAAUGCAGCAGCUUAGGGAUACAAGUUGAUGACUUCUUACCUAAAAUAAAUGGGAGCACAGAAAAAGAGCACUUGCUUUCAAAGAGUGGCGGGGACUGCACUUUUAUUCAUCAUUUCAUAGAAUGCCAGAAGAAGCUGAUCGUCGAGGGGCAUCUAACCAAAGUGGUAGAAGAAACAAAGCUUUCAAAAGUAGAAAACCAGGCGAGAGCAAAGGAAUCAGACUUAUCAGAUACUCUGAGUCCAAGCAAGGAAAAGAGCAGUGACGACACAACGGAUGCCCAGAUGGAUGAGCAAGAUCUAAAUGAACCUCUUGCUAAAGUGUCUCUACUAAAAGAUGACUUACAGGGGGCACAGUCAGAAAUUGAGGCAAAACAAGAAAUUCAGCAUCUUCGCAAGGAAUUGAUUGAAGCCCAGGAGCUAGCUAGAACAAGUAAACAAAAAUGCUUUGAACUUCAAGCUCUUUUGGAUGAAGAAAGAAAAGCCUAUCGAAAUCAAGUUGAGGAAUCCGCUAAACAAAUACAGGUUCUUCAAGCCCAACUGCAGAGGUUACACAUCGAUAUUGAGAAUCUCCGAGAGGAGAAGGAUGAUGAAAUCACAAGCACUAGAGAUGAAUUGCUGAGUGCACAAGAUGAAAUUUUGCUCCUUCAUCAAGCAGCAGCAAAGGCUGCCUCUGACAGAGACAAUGACAUUGUUUCUUUACAAGAAGAGCUUAAGAAGGUGCGAAAUGAACUUGAGCAGUGGCGGAAAGCAGCAUCUGAAUAUGAGAAAGAAAUCGCCAGUCUGCAAAACAGUUUUCAAGUCAAAUGUCAACAGUGUGAGGACCAGCAGAGAGAAGAAGCCACAAAGUUGCAAGGUGAACUAGAGAAGCUGAGAGAGGAAUGGAAUGUAUUGGAAACCGAAUGCCAUUCUCUAAAAGAGCAAAAUGUUUUGCUGUCAUCAGAACUGCAGCGUCAAGAAAAAGAAUUGCACAAUUCUCAAAAGCAGAGUUUAGAGCUCACAAGUGAUCUCAGCAUCCUUCAGAUGACCAGGAAAGAGCUUGAGAACCAAGUGGGAUCCUUGAAAGAACAACAUCUUCGAGACUCGGCUGAUUUAAAGACUCUUCUCUGUAAGGCUGAAAACCAAGCAAAGGAUGUACAGAAAGAGUAUGAAAAGACACAGACUGUACUCUCAGAACUGAAGUUGAAGUUUGAAAUGACUGAGCAGGAAAAGCAAUCAAUCACAGAUGAGCUCAAACAAUGUAAAGACAACCUGAAGCUGCUCCGAGAGAAAGGAAAUAAUCCUUCCAUAUUACAACCCGUCCCAGCCGUAUUCAUCGGCCUAUUCCUGGCUUUCCUGUUUUGGUGUUUCGGUCCAUUGUGGUAGAGAAAGAAACCCUGGCCCUGGAUGCCCAUGUUGGCUGCCCUGGUUGCGGUGACAGCCAUCGUGCUGUAUGUGCCAGGUCUUGCCAGAGCUUCUCCGUGAGAGUGUUCCUUGAGUCUGUACACCGCCCGCCCUCUAGAAGCUGGCAUCACACUCAUGCUGGAGACAAACAGAACCAUUUUCUUCCUUUUUACCUCUUAAAUCAGCAAAGUGCAAGAAUACAGCUAUAGGGUCAUUGCUUUAAAUUAUAUAAAGUGUAUCUGUCUAUAGAGAGGAUAUAAAAGUGUGACUUUAUUCUACUGUAAGCAAUAAUUUGCUUGUAAUUUUUCAUGUAAUUUUUAAAUUAGUAUGUUGAGAUUCUGAAUAUUAUGGUGGCCUAAAGUAGGCUUCUUGGUACACCAAAUUAUUUAUACCAUUAAAUUUAUGGGUAUUUUACUCUGAAUUCUGAUGGCCAGAUAAUUCAUUUUUCUGAUUUGAUAACUACCCAAACCAAACAAGCAACAUAUACAUGGGAAGAGAGGCCCUGUGUGCUCAGUGCCUAUCAGUUUGAAAUGUAUACACAUAUAUAUAGAUAUAUUUUUUACAUAUUUACGCCAUUUUUACUUGUUAUAAAACCACUGAGCUAUUGGGAACAAGAUUUAGAGACAACUAUUUGUGUGAAUUUUUUUUUUAAGGAAAAAUACAUUUGGAUAAUAUUCUGUUAUAGUGAUAAUUUGGGGAAUAUGUGCACAUUUGUUCAGCCUUAAUGUGACUUGAAGAUGUAGAGGACAUCAACUUAGAAAAACUUUCCAUGAGAGUGUGUAUUUUCUUGAGCAAACUGAAGUAUUUUGGGAGCAAAAACAGUAAUUACACAAUUUCAGUGCAGUCAACCAAACUGUUGAGUCAAUUGGAAUGUAAUUUAUUAAACCUCAUGUAUUUAAAGAGAUAUUUUCUUUGAAAGCCAAGUUACUUUCUCAUAUACAACAUUUUAGAAAGCAUGAUUUUUUUUUCUGUCAUCUUUUCCUCCAAGCAUGUUUAAUUGAAGAAAGAUUUAUAUCUUUUUAGAUAAGCUUUUAUUGACUUAAUUUGGUUAUGAUGUUUCCGAACUAAUUCACAUCAAGGUGAGCUCUUGUUACCUACCCACAGAUUUCCGGUCAGGUAUGCAAAUGGUUAUUUUCUUUUGUUCUUGUUAAUUGGGACUUUAUGUUAAUUAGAAGCACUGUUCCCAAGAUUGGUAGUGUUCCAAUCACAGUGAAGCACCUAAACACUGCUUGAUAUUAUAAAUUUUAAAACACAGAAGUGAAAGCUUAGCUAUGGUUAUGUGCAGCACCAUAGUUAUGUCAGUAAAGUUUAUUUAGGUCAAAGAAUGUCCUAAGGCAUCGGUAAAGACUGGGGGGGAAAGUCAGUGAUUUGGAUUCAAUGUUCUGUGGAAAUACAUAGAUCUAGGCAGAUGAUGAAAUGGGAGUUUAGGGUAUAAUUUGCCUUGUGAUGUUUGCCAGUCAUUGUUUAUAUUUUAAAAGUUAUGUUUUUAAGCUACUUGGGAUUGCUGUUGGGAGGAUCACUAGGUUUAUGGAGGAAUUAGUCACAAAUGACUUAUAGAAAAUACUGUCAUAUAGUUGAUUUCAUCAUUUUCUGUUGCAGGAAGCCACUCCACCACAGAAUGCUAAUAUGCCAGUGGUACCCAGUACCUCUUGUAUAUAGGUUAUUGCAAAUAUUGUUCUGAAAUGCUUAACUUCAAAAUUACAUUUUUUAAAGUAAAUAAUUGUUUGAAAUCUAUUUUGUAAAGAUAUAAAGUACAAUAGAAUUUCUGGAGUACAGAUUAAACUAUUUGCACUAACACACGUGAUGUGCAUGAUUUAAUAAAAUAACUUUACUCUCCCUAUG